UUAUUUUGAAAAACAAACCACAAAACUCCUCUCUUCCUUUCUUCUACACAUUUGCGGCCAACUUCAACAUCCAACUUCAAAUCACAUUUCAUCAAAUAUGGAAGAAAAUCUACCUAGGGGUAGGCAUGGAAAGGCAAUCAAUGCACAUGCUUCCGCUCGUAGAGAGCUUGCUGCAAAUCAUCCGUCCAAACGAGGUCGUCGCAAAGGACCAACUCCGGGGCAAGGUACACAUGAUGCCGAGGCGGGUGGGUCGCAUACACGUGGACGGACACGUCUAGGACAAUCAUUGGUGGUGCAAGAUGAAUUUGAUGCCGACCAAUUUUUAAAUGCGUGUUUUGAUUAUGAUGAUCUUGGAUCACCACAAGUCUCACCACAAGUCUCACCGCAACACUCACCGCAAGAUGAACCGCAAGACCCACCGCAACAACCACCUCGACAACAACGGCGCAAACCAGUACGCCGAAAACCACCAAAGUGUUCACGUAAUGAUGAUGAAGUAGGUUUUGGAGGAGGACCGACGGAUUUGUCCUUGUUAACGGAGUACGAUAAGCAUAUGGCUAUUCCGAUAUGGUAUGCAGACCCAAAUGACAAAGAGGUAAACCAAUUUAAAAUACGACGAUUAUUUUAUUAAAAAUGUUGUGAUUACGUUAGCUCGAUAAUUUUUUGUGUUAUUUGAAUUUUUCAG
Molecule: messenger RNA, 685 nt
Organism: Trifolium pratense (red clover)
Lineage: Eukaryota; Viridiplantae; Streptophyta; Magnoliopsida; Fabales; Fabaceae
Exons: 2
Coding region: 98-631 (177 amino acids)
Source: RefSeq, a predicted model, not a curated record